AAUUUCUUGAAUUUUCGGUAGCGAACAUGAGAAGCUUUCUAGCAGAUAACAAUAGCAAUAACACUACGUGUUACCAACUGACGCAAAAUUCCCUAAAUUCAAAAAUUUUCCUUUUUUGUGUUUAAAAAAAGAAUAAAAAGCGUUUUGGUGCUAUCCAAUCUUUUCAUUCCACUUCUCUUAUCUAGAAAAACCAAGAAUGAGUAAAUUAGGAACAUAAUUAGGAUUACAUAAUCACUUAAUCAAUUUAGUAAAUUGUGACACGAGCAGUAAACAAAUAUUUUUUAUGGCGUACAAUUCAAUUAAGAUAUUAUUUUAAAUAAAAUCAAUAUUAUUGUUUUUGCGCAAGAUGUUAAAUUUGAUUAUGUUUUUCGAAUUUGUCAUUGCAAAGAUGAGUAAAUAAUAAAAUAAAGAGCAAAACUGAACUUUUAACUUUGGAGAUAACAAUUUGCAAAAAAUCACAGACAUUAUUUUUUUCCAAAUUAUUUCUGGUUAAAAUUAAUUCGUUAUCUCAAGGACAUUGUUAAAAAUAGUUGAAAAUUUGAAAAACUCGCGGAAAUAACGUGUUCAUGAUAAUUCCGAAAGAAUAACGAAAUAACAAACCUUCUCUUAUCAAAUCCCUGACGCUCGUUCUUAUCACGAUGCAUAUUAAAACAAGCAGAAAGUGGUCAGUGUUAGUAGCACUCAGCGGUCUGAACCUUCUUCAUUAUCUCCCGAAUUUCGAAAGAUAACUCAUUUCGAAACAAUCGACCAAACACCUCUUGUGUAAUUAUGAAUGGAACUUUUACUUGCAAAAUUGUCAGUGCGGUUUUUGUAAAACAGUUCGUCAAACUUUUCAUGUUGUUUUAUGUUGUUUUAUUCUGACAUCAUGAUGAGAGAUUUAAUCCGAAAUUACAAAUUGUUACUGCAACGAAAAUCCGACACCGAGUCCGAAACCGAAUCGCAGCCUUUGAUGAGCUCGUCUUCGAGCCAUGGUUUCGGGAGCACCAACGAAUAUGGCCUCAAAAACGACUCAGACACUGACACUGAGGCCGACAGAGCUACCAAAAAACAGGCGGCCACGAUUUCACCCAUCCAGAUCCAAAAACCAAACAGACAAUUUUUGUACAAGUCCAGUUACCAACAUCCCGAUUUUGAGGUCUAUUCGCACGACGGGGACGACUACAACACCGAUAUUUUGACCGGGGAAAAAUCUCCAAGUGGCAAAAACGGCGCACCGGUCAAUUAUGACUACCGCGACCCGGAAUUACCGGAAACCAACAGCUCCCUCGUUACCAUAUUCGCAAUUUGGAACACCACAGUGGGGACUUCCCUCUUGUCCAUGUCAUGGGGCAUUGAAAAAACCGGUCUUUUCCCCGCCAUUUUCAUAAAUAUUGCCAUCGCCGCCAUUUGUUUGUACACCACCUACACUAUACUCAAAGUAAACGAAAAACAUGGCGUUAUUGGCCAAAAUGGCGAAGUUUGCGAUUUGUGUCGCGCUCUGAUUGGCCGAUGGGCCGAGAUUUUGGCAAAGAUUUUCUCAUUGGUGGUUUUGAUUGGUGCGAACAUCGUCUACUGGAUUUUAAUGUCGAAUUUUUUCUACCACUCCGUCCAAUUUUUCUACGGAAUUUUGUUGCAUUUGGACGACACUCCCAUCUCGAAUACGUCAGUUUUGUGUCCCAAAAACGAAACAAUCGUCCAAAUCACCAACAGUACAACGAAUCAAUCUGCGUUUAGCCGAAUUUGGGACUUGUAUUCGACUGUACCUGUGAUAUUAGGCUUGAUUAUGUUCCCCAUGUUGAACUGGAAGAGUCCCACUUUUUUCACAAAAUUCAAUAGUUUAGGCACUUUCAGCGUUUUGUACUUAAUUGUUUUCGUUGCGGCUAAAGCCGGGAUUUGGGGGAUUAACAUGCCAGACUGGGAUAUCGUAUUUUACAUGAAACCGACUUUCUGUGCCCUCAGUGGAAUGUUAUCUUUAAGUUAUUUCAUUCACAACAUUAUCAUUUCGAUUAUGAGGAACAACAAACAUCAAGAACAUAAUGGUCGUGAUUUGACAAUUGCGUUCGGUUUAGUGACUUUUACUUAUUUAUUCAUUGGGGUUGUUUUCUACAUUUGUUUUCCAUUACCGAAAUUCUGCAUCGAGGAUAAUAUCCUAAACAAUUUUAACAAAUACGACGUUUUGACAAUAUUGGCAAGGAUUUUAUUAUUGUUUCAACUCUUUACCGUAUUUCCCCUGAUUUCGUACAUGUUACGCAAUGAUGUGUUUGCCAACAUUAAUAUGAUUUUCAAGAACUACAGAUUUGGGGAAUUUACUUAUCCCAGAGUUAUGACACUGAAUUUUCUUAUUUUAACGAUUUGUAUUUCAUUUGCAUGUUUUCUUCCGAGAAUAGGGACUUUAAUUAGAUAUACGGGGGCUUUGAGUGGUUUAGUAUACAUCUUCAUGUUACCAAGUUUACUAAAAAUUGCCAGUUUGAAGAAAGAAGGAAGAUUAACAACACCCAAAUUAAUCUUCCAUGCAGCUAUUAUGAUUGUUGGCAGUUUUAAUCUCCUUUUACAAUUCUUUAUAAGUGAUAAAUAAUUUUUUUAAAUGUAUUUUAUUGUUGUUAUGACUGAUAUUCUUAAUAAAAUAUUUUUACAA
Messenger RNA from Tribolium madens (black flour beetle), 2614 nucleotides. RefSeq names its product sodium-coupled neutral amino acid transporter 9-like. The transcript has 10 exons. NCBI's taxonomy places the organism in Eukaryota, Metazoa, Arthropoda, Insecta, Coleoptera, Tenebrionidae. Gene Ontology annotation, biological process: amino acid transmembrane transport. Gene Ontology annotation, molecular function: amino acid transmembrane transporter activity. The record is from RefSeq and is a predicted model, not a curated record. Bases 845 to 2554 code for a protein of 569 amino acids.